AUGCGCUUUGUGAAAUCACUCCUCCUGGCAUGCACAGCUGCUGUUAUGGUGGCGCACGCAAGUGCCGAAGGUGUCGCGGGGAUUGUUUCCACUGCAAUUUUCUUCGGUGAGGACACGUCCGAUCCUGACGCAAGAGGUGCUGAGGUCUUCCGAGACCCCAGGAACCAUCCAGUCGCUGUGGCCUCCGUUAUCGCUUUCAGUGCCUAUCAAACCGGAUUCCUGCCCCAGGAGAGGGGUGUGAUUACGGACGAGAGCGUUUAUGCCAACUUUAUGAAGAAGAUUGCCACCUUCCCCGGACUCCUGCUCAGGUCCACUAAACAGGGAUCCAUGGCCUUGAACGGAAGCUCCGACCAGUUGAAGGAGCAGAUUAUCCAAUCGAUUGAGAGUGAGGUUGCCAAUCGCAAUGUCGUUGCUGACUCGAUCGUGGAUGCGUUGCCGCUCUCAUUGGAGGACAAGGCUAAGCAGGAUUGGACUGUCAGUGCUCUUGUACUCCAGAAGGAUGAGGAAGGUGUCAAAGUCGAUCUUAUUGCGAUUACGUUGAAUCUCCAUAACAACAAAACUGGCCAGGCAGAGAUCACUCCUGGAAAGGCGUCCGUCCAUCAGGAUUCAUUCAUUGCCAAUGCUGCCUUCUUGUCCAUUAAUGCGGAUGCUCUAGGCUCAAGGAUCGAGACGGUGCAGGUCCAGGCAAUGCUCGAUCUGCUCACCACACCGCACAAGAAAGAUGACGGCGAGCUGCAGAUGUGGCUCGAUAACAAGGGUCAAUCGUCCUGCGCUACCGGUUCGCAAUCCGAACCCGAGGACCGCCGCCGCCACCGAAACCUGUACUCCUUUGCGCAAUGGAGAAUGAACAUGUAG
Molecule: messenger RNA, 855 nt
Organism: Gamsiella multidivaricata
Lineage: Eukaryota; Fungi; Mortierellomycota; Mortierellomycetes; Mortierellales; Mortierellaceae
Exons: 2
Coding region: 1-855 (284 amino acids)
Source: RefSeq, a predicted model, not a curated record